Molecule: messenger RNA, 4011 nt
Organism: Gastrolobium bilobum
Lineage: Eukaryota; Viridiplantae; Streptophyta; Magnoliopsida; Fabales; Fabaceae
Product: protein PAL OF QUIRKY-like
Exons: 3
Coding region: 71-793 (240 amino acids)
Molecular function (GO): protein binding
Source: RefSeq, a predicted model, not a curated record
GCUACUCCAAAGUCCAAAGCACCUUCACUUUCUUCAAACUCUCUUUCCUAUUUUCUCAUUAAACCAGAAAAUGGACAACAUUCAACCCGAAUCCAAACCUGAACCCGAGCCCAUCAUACUCGGAUCCUCCCAAUCCGCUUCUGACGCUCCCAAAUCCACCAUCAAAUUCCUCUGCAGCUACCGCGGUAAAAUCCUCCCCCGCUACCCCGACGGCAAGCUCCGCUACCUCGGUGGCCAGACCCGUGUCCUCGCCGUCGAUCGCACCAUUCAAUUUUCCGAACUGCUAUCGAAGCUGGAAGAGCUGUGUGGCUCCUCCGUUAGGCACCUUCGAUGCCAAUUGCCCGCCGAAGACCUUGACGCUCUGGUUUCCAUAACCUCCGACGAGGAUCUCGCCAAUCUCAUCGAGGAAUACGAUCGCGUGAUGUCGCCGCCGUUGAAGAUCAGAGCCUUCCUUUCGCCGCCGAGAUCUUUGAACAAACUUUCCGCACAUCCGUCGAUGUCUCUGUCAAAAUCAGCCUCCUCCUCCUCUUCCUCCUCCGCGUCGUCGUCGUCUUCAUCGUCGUGUCAAAGCCCUACCGGUGGCGGUUCUGGUUUCUGUUCUGGCCGGAGCUCUAUCGCCGCGGCGGCGCCUGUGGUCGACCGCUGCGUCCAUCAGAUGUCGCCGAUGACGGCGUAUCCGGUCGGCGUGGAGAAAUCUUCUGUGAGGAAUAUUCCUCUGCCACGCUACGGUUACCACGCUCAGGGGAACACUGGAAACGUUUAUCUGAUCCAUAACGGCAACCACUGGCAAUAGCGCUAGACUCGUUUGAUUUCGUCCACGGAUGAUGGAAUGGAACUAAGAGGCAGCUUUUAUUAAAAAGAGAAAACAAAAGGAAUUUUACGACAAUAUAUAUAUAUAUAUAUAUAUAUAUAUAUAUAUAUAUAUCGAGAAAAGAGAGAGAGAAAGGAAAAGCCCUGGAUAUAUGUGUGAUGUAAAAUGGGACUGUAAAAUCGUAAGAUGAAUUGCGGUUUUAGCUUGUGAUCCUUGCUUGCCCAUUAAUGAAUUUCACACCAAUUUCGUUGUUGGCUCCAUUUUUGUAAUGAUGGUUUAACCAGAAGAAUGAAAAAUCUUACUCAACACAGAUGCCAUUUGGCAGGCUUCCAUUGUAAGUUUUCUACCCAGACAUAAAUUUGGUCUCUUAUUCCUCACAAAGUGAUGCUUUAUUCUUUAAUAGCUAUGUAGCUGUCAUUACUCGUUACUCUUUGGUGUUGCUUAGCAAUUUAUCCAUGGCUAUGUUCCACCUUUUUGAAAAAUAUUUAAUCCUAUUCCAUUAUCAGUUAUUUUAUACUUUUUUUUAAUCUAGAAAAUGCAUUUCUUUGGAGAUUAGAGAUAAUUUGUGUUAUCAUAUUAUAGUAGUCAUUUGCUUUGUUUUCGCCCCCAUGAAAAAACCUACAUAUUAUGUUAUUUUUUAACUAACUUUUUGUGUGUCCUCUGCUCUACAUAAACUGUCUCUCCGUGUUUCUUUCCUUUUGAAUUACUAAUAAUGAGGUUCAAGUUCAGUUCUGAGAUUUGGGCCAGAUUCAAAUGAAGUGCUAUUAUGAACACUGGAUAAUAUCUUGGAUUCCUAUUAACACCAGAUAGGGAUACCGAUGCGAUGUUGGAAGGUGGAAACAUAUGUCAUGGGGGACCAGACUCCGUGCAAGACAUUAAAUGACUCAUCAUAAUGAAAAUUAAAAGUAUCUCAGGACAGCUGGCACAUGAAUGUUGAAAUAACUUGAACUCAUGAGAUGUAAUAUAUGGUUCAAAUUAAUAGAACUAACAUAAAAUGAAAAUGUUUUUCUUUUUAAAAGAAGAAUAAGUAUCAUAAAAGAACGAGAAAAAAAGACUAAAAAUAGGCCGGGUCAUCCCUUCCUCAAAGAACGGGUCAAAAAAUUUGAUUUGGUGUUGGAAAUAAAAGGACCUCCACUCACGUAACAUUCAAAGGGUAGAUUCCUUCCGCUGUGAGUUUUGGAAUGACCCCCAUUUUGGAUUGACAAACGAAGCAUGAAAGUGAGCUCAUCUUUGUUAUAUUCCGGAACACGGUUUACUAAUAUCCUACCCCACCAUGUGCGAUCUUUUAUUCCUAUCUCUUUUUAAGUUAUAUUAUGUGUGUUUAAGAAAGAUAAAAGGGUAACAAAUUUAGAAUAAUUGAACAUUUGUUGCAAUAAAAGAUUGAAUAAGAAGAUUAAUCAGACAAAAGAGAGAAUAAAGAAAGAGGUCUCUUAUUACCAAAAAGAAAAAAGAAAAAAAGAAAGAGGUCUCUGCUUGGAGAAGGGACAAAUUCAUGGAUCUGUCACAGGUAAUCCUACUGACAUUGUAAUGUUAUUCUUUGAUGACAAGGAAACAUCAAUAUAAGAAAACCGGGUAAAAGAUAAAAAAAUUCGGUACUUGAUAUCAAAGUUUCAGUAUAUCACCCCCACUUUUGAAAGGAAAUAAUCCACUUGUUGCGAUUUUGAGGCCGGAAACCUUAAACAGGAAAGUUAGAAGAGCAAAAAACAUACAGCAGAAAAACAAGAAACAAAAGAGAACAACACACCAGAAAAUUUACUUUGUUCAGAGCUUUGAUAUUUCUAUUAAAAUUCUAACAUCAAGUUCUUUGAUAUUUCUAAUGUUAGAGUGAUACAACUGGUUCAGAUAAUGACAGAAAAAUAAUAAAGAAAACAAGUUUUUUGGGUCCAGAAGCAACAACUUCUGGGUUUUCUGAAUAUUAAUGGUCUGAGAUUACAAUACUAGAAUUUAAAGGCUAUUAACUACUAUGACAACAAUGAAAUAAGAAAAAUACAAUUCAACACAAUUAAAGAGGUGUUGAUUUCUCUCCCAAGUCCCAAGUUCAGAUUGUCAAGCGCCUCUCCUUCACCAUUGCCUUGCUUCAAAUAACCAACUCCUUUCUUGCCACGUUAUCAUUCUCCUCUCUUUCCCGAUUCCCCAUUCUAAUAGAAUUCCCUUCUAGAACCUCCUCUGCUGAGUCAGCUAUUCCAAAUGUUCCUCUAUGACCUUCUUAGAGUAAACCUUGAGUCCCACAGUAUCAAUACUCUCCCCCAAAACUUUCACUUUGUCCCAAACGUGAAAAUCUGGAAAAUUCUGAUUGAGACUAGUUGAAUCUUCCCAAGAAUUUUAAAAGGAUGGUAAAUGUAACCAUUUGAUCAGCACCUCUGUGCGGCCUACCACAUUCUGUCUCCACCUCAAAACAGCUUCCGGUUGCACUUGCAACUCGAACUCGUCUGUUAACAUCAGGGCAGAGGUUGCACAAAAGUAGACGGUGAAACAACCUUUUUGAGAAGAGACACAUGAAACACCGGGUGAACCUUACUCUCAGGUGGUAACUCCAACUGCAACACGUUGCACUACGGAAAAUGGACCAUAAAAACGGGGCUGAGUUUUUCAUUGAUUUUUUUAGCUAAAAACUUCAAUCUACACGGGUGCAAUUUCAAAUAAACCGAUUCACCCACCAGAAAUUCCACAUCUCAUCUGUGUUUGUCCACUUGCUGCUUCAUUCGAUUUUGGGCCACCAAUAAAUGUUGCUGUAGAUCGUGUAAAAUAGCAUCCCUAUCAACCAGUAACCUAGAACUUCUUCAACAGGGGAAUUAGCAAAGAAUGAAUGCAACAAAAUGGGAGGCUCGCAACCACAUAGCACCUUAAAGGGAGUAGUUCUGGUCGAAUCUUUAUAAGAAGUAUUGUACCAAAACUCGGCCCAAUGCAACCAAUGGGGCCAAGUCUUUGGCUUUGGACUGCAAAAACAGCGCAAGUACGUCUCCAAACAACGGUUAACCAUCUCAGUUUGACCAUUAGAUUGAGGGUGAUAAGUCGUAUUGUACUUGAGCUUAGUGUCAGAACACUUAAAAAGUUCAGUCCAAAAAGAAUUUAGAAAAUUUUUAUCUCUAUCACUUACUAUAGAAGCAGGGAAGUCGUGUAGACGAACCACUUCUCUGAUAAAAAUCAGAGCUACGUCCUUAGCAGUUAACCUGGCCUGUUUUUUUGUAAUUUAAGGGACC